AAUGGAAACCCUUUUAUACAUUCGAUGAUUACGUAUAAUGCAAAUAUUUGCAAAUCUAACACGCUAUAUUAUAUUCUUGGAUCCCUUCUUGGAUUGGCUGUCGUGAUUAUCAUACUUUUGUGUAUUAAGAAAACAAUAUUAAUGUGGCUUUAUGAGCGAAAUCUCUGUUUCAAAUGGAUUUCCCGCCCGGAACCCAAAGAAGACACUGUCCUACAAAUUGACGCAUUUCUGGCAUUUUCACAUGUUGAUGUUGAUCUGAUAAAGGAGUAUUUGGAUAACCUGGAAAGGGGACCUCGCGAGUACAGACUCUGCUUCUAUCAACGGGACUGGCAGAUAGGCGCAUCCAUUCCAGACUGCAUAUUGCAAUCAAUUCAGGAUUCCAGGAGAAUCAUCAUCUUGCUGACCAACAACUUUAUCAAUUCUCCUUGGGCUGUCUUUGAAUUCCGAUCGGCCAUUAGGGCCACCUCGAUGGACCCGAACAAGCGACUGCUUGUCAUUAUGUAUCCAGAUGCUAACUUGGAUAAUCUAGAGCCCGAACUGAAGCGGUACUUGACGUACAACACGUAUCUGAGGCGAGAUGAUCCCCAAUUCUGGAGGAAGCUGAUGUUUGCGAUGCCCCAUAAAGAGGUCCAUGGUGAACAACCUGAACCAACAGAACGUCCAGCAAUUGGGGAAAUCCAACUUUAAAUAUCUACGAUUGAACACUCUGGCACUCUGCGUCCAUCAAAAUGAGACUUUCUUAUUUCUAAUUGCAACUUUAUAUCAACAUCAAGGUUACAGAACAUAACGAAAGAAAACUAUAAAUCAUAACGUAAAAUGAUUUUUG
Messenger RNA from Drosophila innubila, 826 nucleotides. Its product is annotated as protein toll-like. The coding region runs from base 25 to 687 and encodes 220 amino acids. The record is from RefSeq and is a predicted model, not a curated record. The transcript is spliced from 2 exons. NCBI's taxonomy places the organism in Eukaryota, Metazoa, Arthropoda, Insecta, Diptera, Drosophilidae. Gene Ontology annotation, molecular function: transmembrane signaling receptor activity. Gene Ontology annotation, biological process: toll-like receptor signaling pathway; innate immune response. Gene Ontology annotation, cellular component: membrane.